AAACCAAACAUUGAACAGGAACCAGCUGUGUACCUUCCGUACCCUUUGUCUACGGACAAUGAUUUGAGAUCACAGGAACAUAGGGGCAAGCUUUUGUUCACGAAAUGGAAAGACCUCAAACUCGACGUGGAAGCUCAGAUACCAAUUCCUUUUGGGAACAACAUCAGCAGGAAGCCAAUACCAGUCAAAGUGGUGCAGACGGUGGAAUAAUCAACUCGUCAUCAAGACCAUUAACACGAAUGGCGAACGAGUACGGAGUGCAAAAAUCAAGUGGAAUGGUGUCUGCUGGAUUUGCACAAAGGAUCUCUACCGUCAAUCGCCCUGGAUCUCGUGCUGGCACGGCUACAUCAGGAACCAAUGCUAUGAGAGCAGUCACGGCUUACAGUCAUAAUACGGCAACAGCUGACCGACCAACAACUCAGCAAGGAUUGGGAGGUUUAAAAACAGCUUCACGUGGACUCCCUCAAAGGCAAAUACAAGACAAAUCUUAUUAUCUGGGAGUGUUGCGGGCCAAAAUGACGGAGGUGAAUGCAGAAAUGGGAAAACUUACCAAGGGCAUUGAGAAAAAUAACAAGGAAUUGCAAAGUCUACCGUCGUUGGAAAAGCGAGUGAAAGAAAUGGCUACGGAAAUAACAGAUUUGCAGAGCCAGGCUGCUGAUUUGAAUUUACUUCAAGAAAAGAUAGCCAUCAGUAGUGACGCCUCGCAAAUGGAAAUAGAACUUCAAUCGUUGCUGAUUCAGAAUGAACGCGAAGCUCACGAAGCCGAAGAUAUAUUUGAGAUUGUCAAAGCAGUUAAAGAGAAAAUUGCAUCGUUAGAACGGGAGAUUCAAAUGGAAAACGAUGAGGCAGAGAAGUUUGUAACAUCUUUAGCACCAGAAGAUCAAGAGAAAUACUCGCAGUUAAAAACUGAGCAGAACAGAUUAGCAAAGGAAGUUGAAAAUACAACUACGCAGUUGACUGUACUGGAAGCUCGCGCUCGGAAAUUGGAAGAAGAAUUGCGUCUCUCACCCGUUAAAGAAGAAAUGUUUCAACUGCGCCAGUCUCUAUUUCAAUUGGAAACCAAAUACGAGCAGAUGACUGAACAAGAUGCAAAACGUCUGGAUCCGGAAGGAGAGCGAGCUCAACUGGUGGCCAGUGUCAAAAGUGACAAUGCCGAGGUGGCUGCUAUGGAGCUACAAAUCAAAGAAAUCUUGGCCGAAACAGAGAGAUUGCGAAAUGAACUGCAAGAAGUUGACAACACGUACGAGGAGAGUCAGAGUGAAAGAGGCCAGAAAUAUCGAGACUUGCGAAAACGAGAGCAAGUCAUGGAUGAAUUCUUGUCUUCAUGGGAAGACAAUUGUAUCAGUGAAGUAGAUCGUCUCAAAGAACUGGAGACUCUGAUCACACAAACUUUGAACAAGAUUGGCAAACAACAAUCUCUAAUGCAGCUAGUGCCCAGCAUAUCAGAAUAUUCAACUGCCAAGGAAGAUUACCUGGUCAAAGAAGGGGAGCUAGAGAAAUCACGAGCAACUGUUGAAGGCAUUGCUGUUGAGUACCAGCGGUUGCAGAACAACUUGCAAAAAAUGGAAGACCUAGAAAACAAAGUCCAAAAUGAAUUGAAGAUGCUAAAAGAACAGCUGGCCACAAUCGAGAUGAAUUCCUUGAAAUUCACUGGUGUAGACGAUUUGCGGCACGAAGCGGAAGAAAGAAGAAAUCGGCUUCUGUUGGAACAGGAGGAUUUAGCCGAUAAGAAAAGUGAAAUACAAGCUCGUGUUAGUCGAUUGCAAGCACAGUGCGACAAUCAACAGAUGGAGCUGGACAAAAACGAGACUCAUGUAGCUCUCCAUGUAUUUGACGAAAAACUUCGUCUGCUUGAAGAAGAAAACGAGUCCAUUUCAAAGUACUUAACUGAAAACGAAGACCUUUGCAACGUAACAGCACGUCGUGAAACUACUAUGGAUGUAGUGAAAACGUACUUAGAAGGUUUGCAAUUAAUUUAUACGUCAGCAAAUUAAACACAAAAUAUCAUUUUUAGCAUGUAUUCGAAAAGGAAUGUUGCUUGGAAAGCAAAUAUAAUUGUUGCACAGAAAUUCAAAGCUACUCCAUUACAACUCGUCGUGAAUUUCCGAGUCAUCGUCGUUCGGCUUUCGUGGCUCACUGCAGGCAGCUGGUGUCGUGAAUUUCAUUUCGUAUUCACAACGGUUCGGCUCGGACACAGAAAGAAGUUGAUUUUCCAUUCCACAUGUCAAGUGAACCUUGAGAGAACGCUGUGGUCCAUUCCAGCAUUGAACUCCUUUAUCAUACUUCAUGGCUGCGAACUUGUUUCCCUCCGGACCGUCCCAAGAAUCCCAAGAACCUAGGCGAGUCUCACUGCCUCCAUGUUUUGGCCUUUGACUUCCGUUGUCGAACGGGCACAGCUUGUAGGUGUAUUCUCUGUCGCUGUACUCGUAGCACUGUCCGUCCAUCGGCUGGAACUCUUCAUUGGGCCCGUAAUCUUUGGAGUUGGAUUCUUCCAACUGACGGAUUUCUCGCUCGAGAUCUCUCAACCGACGAUCAGCUUCAUCAUAGUCAUUACGGGCUUUAUUGGCAGCUGUAAAACGAAAAAGGUAAAGAUGACAUUGGAAGUAAAAUUGGGUUAACUAAAUAAUACCUUCAAUUAGCGACUGUGUUUCAGCAUCGUACUCAAUUGAACUUGGGGUAACAGGAGAAGGUUUCACAAUUUCUCCCUCUUCUUCAUGCUCCUCUUCUUCUUCUUCUCCUUCCUCUCCCUCAGUCUGAGUGCAAAUACUUGGUUAAUUUCAACAGUGAUAUCACCAUUUUUAAUUAAAAUUUACCUCUUGGAUAGGUUCUUCUUGGUGAUGGUCUUCGAGGUAAUGGGAUUUCCCCAGCUUGCUGCUCUGGCUGAGAAGGAGCUUCUAAGCCUUGUGCUUUCAUGAUAAAGGGUUUGAUCAAAGGCCAACCAGUGGUCACAAACUCAUUCCUUUCCAUUUCUUCUUCAUUAUGUAAAAAGAAUUUGGCUUCUUCAACAGAGACAGUACCAUCUUGAUUUUGAUCAAAAGCUAUGUGUGUUUGCAGUUCUUCAACUUGAAGUUUGCCAUCCUGAUUGCUGUCCAGCCAAUCAAAUGCCUGAAUCAAACAAAAAAUAUAUAUGGUAAAUAGUUUUUCUUUGUAGCAGAAAUGUAGUGAAAAACUACUUUCGAAGCUUCAGUUUCCCGCUGGGAUCUUUCUAUUUCUUCUUUUUCUUUCAUGGCUUCUUGUUCAAUUUGACGAUAUUUGUCUAGAGCUUGUCUUUCGGGCUCUUCUGCUUCAUGUUUCUCUCUUUCCUUCUCAGAACGAAGAGCCUCUGCCUCUAGCUGUUCAGCUUUCAAAGCCAUAUUUCUCUCUUGCUGAGACAGCUUGGCCUGUUUUCCCUUGUUAAUGUACUCCAGUUUGAUGGCAUAUCCUUGACUUUCCAACUCAUAUCUGGAAACAGAUUAUCUUUUUAUCUA
Molecule: messenger RNA, 3467 nt
Organism: Daphnia carinata
Lineage: Eukaryota; Metazoa; Arthropoda; Branchiopoda; Diplostraca; Daphniidae
Product: intraflagellar transport protein 74 homolog
Biological process (GO): cilium assembly; intraciliary transport involved in cilium assembly
Cellular component (GO): centrosome; intraciliary transport particle B; cilium
Molecular function (GO): beta-tubulin binding
Source: RefSeq, a predicted model, not a curated record